UCAAUAUUCCAACAGUAUUUCUAGUCCUGACAAUCCUGCUCACAUCAGAGAUCCUUUGGAGCUAAAGGCCAGAUCACAUGAUACCAAAGGUUUCUGAUUCUCCUUAACUGAUUGUCUAUUGUAUCUUUGCUCCUGGUCCUGAUUGUUCCAAAUGCAUGGACACUAAAAAUAUCUCAGACCAACUUCUGUCCAAUGAAUCAGGAAAUGUGACUGUUGUAACUGCAGUGAUUAUUCCAUAUGUAUUUUGCAUUUUCUGUGGUGUGUUAUCUGUUCUGAUUAUGGGUGGAAACCUGCUUGUGAUCAUUUCCAUCGUUUACUUUAAACAGUUACACACUCCUACAAACUACCUAAUGCUGUCUCUGGCUGUGGCUGACCUACUCGUAGGUAUUUUUACAUUGCCUUUCACCAUUAUACUCUUUGUGACUUCAUACAGUUCUGUUCAAGGAAUACUUUGUACGGUUCGGAGUGGUCUGGACUCUAUUUUAUGCGUUACUUCAAUCUGGACUUUGUGUUUUAUUUCUGUGGAUAGAUAUUACGCUGUAUGUCAACCUCUGAGAUACAGGAAUGAAAUAACUGGCCGUGUUAUUGGGAUAAUGAUCUUGGCAUCUUGGACUGUUGCCACCGCAAUUGGAGGCACGCUAACAUUUCAGUCCCCAGACAUAGGGCAAUCUAGCACCACGUGUGUUUUAUUUCAGAAUAAAAUGCUGAAAUCUUUAUUACUUGGAACUUUGUUCGGAUUUUGUAUCCCAGCCAUUAUUAUGACUGCAAUCUACAUAAAGAUUUUAUUAGUGGCUCAAAGACAGGCCUGCAAGAUCUUAAACAUGUCAAAGUCUGGCACAACAGUCAGUAGGAGCGAAAGAAAGGCAACUAAAACUCUGGCUAUUGUGAUGGGUGUUUUCAUGAUAUGCUGGGUGCCCUUUUUUAUCAGUGUCAGCUGCCAUGCUUUGAGCAAUUACUCAACACCAUCCUCUGUUGUUCAGUUCUUCAAAAUGUUAGGCUGGACAAAUUCAAUGUUUAAUCCAUGUGUGUAUGCCUUCUUUUACAGACAUUUCAGAUUAACUUUUGGGAUGGUUAUCAAAGGGAAGAUAUUUAAAAAUGAUUUUUCUAACAUGAGACUCUGUUAACUCCUUCUGACUUAUCUUUUGAAAUUUCAACUUUCACACACAAAUACACAAUCGGAAUUUGUAAAUAUAUAUAUCAUUUUCUGUCAUUACCCCUUCAAAAUCUCUGGGGCUGCAUGUUAAAUAAAGCCACAGAUAUAAAUGAUUAGCAAAUAUCUGAGGAGAUCAUUUGAAUGAUGCCUGCUUUUUUGGGUUAGGGUUAGGAUUAGUUAAAAAACGCACAAAAAAAAAAAAAACAACUAAAAAUGACGUCUUACGUGUUGACACUGAAAAUAUGUAUAAUUCAGUGAUGUAAUGUAUUGCAGUUACAUCAAUAAAUUAAUUGCCUAUUGAAUAGAUGUACUGAGUUUUACUUUGAUUUUUUUUUUUACUUUAUUAGAAUGUUAUGCUCUAUACUGUAUUGAUCCUGUUGAUCCAUUGUAGUGUUAUAAGGUUAU
Cynoglossus semilaevis (tongue sole) is the source of this 1558-nucleotide messenger RNA. RefSeq names its product trace amine-associated receptor 4-like. The coding region runs from base 156 to 1124 and encodes 322 amino acids. Gene Ontology annotation, molecular function: trace-amine receptor activity. Gene Ontology annotation, cellular component: membrane. Lineage: Eukaryota; Metazoa; Chordata; Actinopteri; Pleuronectiformes; Cynoglossidae. The record is from RefSeq and is a predicted model, not a curated record. The transcript has a single exon. Gene Ontology annotation, biological process: G protein-coupled receptor signaling pathway.